This is a messenger RNA of Saccharomyces eubayanus, 1764 nucleotides long. RefSeq names its product Slp1p (gene SLP1). The transcript has a single exon. The record is from RefSeq and is a predicted model, not a curated record. NCBI's taxonomy places the organism in Eukaryota, Fungi, Ascomycota, Saccharomycetes, Saccharomycetales, Saccharomycetaceae. Gene Ontology annotation, biological process: protein folding in endoplasmic reticulum. Bases 1 to 1764 code for a protein of 587 amino acids. Gene Ontology annotation, cellular component: cytoplasm; membrane.
AUGACUAAUCGUCUCCUCAUAUACGGACUUAUUCUUUGGACAAGUAUAAUUGGAUCUUUUGCAUUAGAUAGAAACAGAGCUUCGCAAUAUGCGAAGGAAAAUCUACAUAACGCCACCCUGACCACCAAUAGUACCUCCACGAAUAUACAAAAAGAACUAUCUUCGUUACUAUCAAGUGGUUCCUCAACCAGCCGAGAUUUUAGACAGCCAACUAAAGUUGAUAUACGGCAGGCUGAAAUACGAGAAAACAGUAUAAAGACAGAGAAAGGAGCAUUGGUACAAUACGCAAGCGCGGUAAGCUCGAGCGAUUCGAGCAAUUCGUUUUUAUCAUUCGAUGAAUGGAAAAAGGUCAAGUCGAACGAGCACUCAUCGAACCCGGAAAGGCAUUCUGCUCGAAUAAGAGAGCCAAUCGAUCCAUCAUGUUAUAAGGAUAAGGAAUGUAUAGGGGAGGAAUUAGAAAUUGAUUUGGGAUUUUUAACUAACACGGAUGAACCGAAUGAAAGUGAAGGACAUCCAAAAAGUUUUCAAGAGGAAGAGGAAAGUAUAGGAAAAGUAUACAAAAAAAGAUUCAACUAUGCGUCUUUAGACUGCGCUGCCACCAUUGUCAAAAGCAACUCUGAAGCUGUUGGAGCCACAUCCAUCCUAGUUGAAAGCAAAGAUAAGUAUUUGCUGAACCCUUGUUCGGCGCCGCAACAAUUUGUUGUCAUAGAACUCUGUGAAGAUAUCUUAGUCGAAGAAGUGAGUAUUGCUAACUAUGAGUUUUUUUCGUCAACAUUCAAGAAAUUAAGAUUUUCGGUUUCUGAUAGACUCCCGGUAGUGAAGAACGACUGGACCAUACUGGGAGAGUUUGAAGCAGAAAAUUCUAGAGAUUUACAGAGAUUUAAAAUACAUAAUCCUCAGAUUUGGGCAAGUUAUUUGAAAGUUGAAAUUUUAUCCCAUUAUGAUGAUGAAUUUUACUGUCCUAUAUCUUUAAUUAGAGCACAUGGUAAAACGAUGAUGGAUGAAUUCAAACUCGACCAACUUAAAACCCAAGAAGAUAAGGAGCAAUCCAUAAUUACAACGGAGAUAGAUAACUCGGAGGAUGACGUUGUUCAAGACAAAUGCAAUAACAUAGAAACACAUUUGGAAGCCUUCAACACAAGUGCGAUGACAGAUAUAGCUGGUUUAUUAUCGUGCACUUCCAAGCUUGCCCCUUUGAAAUUCGAUGAGUUUUUUAAAGAGGUUAACGCCUCCUUUUGUCCUCCAAAGCAAAUGGUAUCGUCCUCAUCUUCUGUAGUUCCUGUGAUCCCAGAAGAGUCCAUUUUUAAGAACAUAAUGAAAAGAUUGUCGCAAUUGGAGACAAAUUCCAGUUUGACAGUGUCCUAUAUUGAAGAACAGAGCAAAUUGCUAUCUCGGUCAUUUGAACAACUUGAAAUGGCUCAUGAAGCAAAAUUCGGUCAUCUUGUCACAGUCUUCAACGAAACCAUGACGCGCAACUUAGAUCUACUAAACAACUUUGCUAACCAGUUGAAAGAUCAGUCACUACGGAUAUUAGAGGAGCAAAAACUGGAAAAUGACAAGUUCACUAAUCGCCAUGUGUUGCAUCUGGAAAAAUUGGAGAAGGAAGUAAGUUUUCAAAGAAGAAUUGUGUACGCUUCAUUCUUUGCUUUCGUUGGGCUAAUAUCCUAUUUAUUAAUAACAAGGGAGCUCUAUUUUGAAGAUUUCGAAGGGAACAAAAACGAAAGUAUUGGAAAAUCGGACAUUAUUCAGCAAGCAAUUAGGUAA